GCCUGUCGCAACGCUGCCAAUUUGGGGACCCGCCGCACGCUACGGCAGUCCGCAGCUGUCAUACCCACGGCUCGCGCCGCACGGCUCGCUCCCCAGCCCUCUGAGUGCGGAAGCUGCCCCGGCCUCGUCCGAUCCCAUUACUGAACUCCUCAGCAGGACCAUGGCCCCUGUGGACACGUUCAACGCCGAGCUCGCUGGUGACGAGAGCGUCCUGAAGAAGGACGUGAAGUCGAUGUACAAGCUGGGCCGAAAAUUAGGCAAGGGCGCGUACGCGGUGGUCCAUCGAGGCACGUUACUCUCAGACAAGUCGAUAACAAGGGCCGUCAAGAUUAUUGAUGAACGGGCAUUAGGACACGAAGACAUCGAGGCGUUGCAUGUUGAAUUACAAACAAUGCGGAAAGUCCAGCACCCGAAUAUCGUGGACCUCUACGAGUGCUUUUUACAUGCGGACAAAUUUGUCAUGGUCCUGGAGCUGUGCAAGGGCGGGGAGUUGUUCGAUAGAGUGGUGGAGAAGGAGCACUAUAGUGAAAGGGAAGCGCGGUUCUGCUUCUCGCAGUGCGUCGAAGCCAUCGGCCACUGCCACGAGCACGGCGUCGUGCACAGGGACCUCAAACCAGAAAAUUUACUGUAUGCGGACGCCGAGGGCACGCCGAACGGCGACGUGAUCAAGCUCGCGGACUUCGGCCUGGCUUCGCUCAUCACGCCGGACCACCUACUCACAACCAGUUGCGGCACGCCCGGCUAUGUCGCGCCCGAGAUCCUCACGUCCGAUUCGACACAUGGGUACGGCAAGGAGUGCGACCUCUGGUCGCUGGGCGUGAUCCUCUACAUUUUGUUGGCGGGCUACCCGCCCUUCUACGACGAGGACGGUUCGACCGCAGCGAUCUUCAAGCAGAUCAAGGCCGGGGCCUACGAGUUCCAGGCGCCCUACUGGGACCCCGUCAGUCAACAAGCUCGAGCCGUCGUGUCGGGCCUCAUGACCGUCGACGUGAAGGAGCGCAUGACCGCCGAGGGCGUCUUCGCGUCGCCCUGGAUUUCUUCAGAUGAGCACGCCUCGUCCGUGCACCUGCCGCACUUCACGGCGAACCUCAAGAAGUACAACGCGCGGCGCAAGUUCAAGGGGGGCGUCGACGCCGUGAUUGCCGAAUUGCGGCUUUUGCAGGCCGCGGGCGGCGCGGAGUAAGAUUUUCAUCUUA
Pelagomonas calceolata is the source of this 1196-nucleotide messenger RNA. Lineage: Eukaryota; Pelagophyceae; Pelagomonadales; Pelagomonadaceae. The record is from the annotation of a GenBank genome assembly.